Messenger RNA from Peronospora matthiolae, 2112 nucleotides. NCBI's taxonomy places the organism in Eukaryota, Oomycota, Peronosporomycetes, Peronosporales, Peronosporaceae. The record is from the annotation of a GenBank genome assembly.
AUGCUGCACUUGCACCACCUCCAGUCCGCUUUGCUCCGUAGGUCUGCAGCCUUGCGAUCGCUGUCCACGUCGCCUCGCCUCUUCCGCAAGAUCCUCGUGGCCAACCGCGGAGAGAUCGCGCUGCGCAUUUUGCGCUCGGCGCAUAAGCUCAACAUUGAGACGGUAGCGGUCUAUAGCGACGCAGACGUCAAUGCACAGCAUGUGAAGCUGGCGACAGAGUCGUACCGUUUGGGUCCUGCGGCUGCCAGUGCGAGCUACUUGAACUACCCCAAGAUCCUCGAGAUCUGCCGCCGGUCCGGAGCUGAAGCGGUUCAUCCGGGCUAUGGCUUUUUGUCUGAGAACGCGGCAUUCGCUCGUGCCUGUCAAGAGGCUGGAGUCGAGUUUAUCGGUCCUCCGGUCAAAUCUAUUGAGGACAUGGGCUCUAAGAGCGCGUCCAAGGAUAUUAUGAUCCAGGCUGGUGUCCCUGUGACUCCUGGGUACCAUGGAGAAGACCAGAGCUUUGACACGUUGCGGAAAGAAGCCAGGAAGAUUGGAUACCCGGUGCUUAUCAAGGCAGUGCUGGGGGGUGGAGGUAAAGGCAUGAGAAUUGUCGAUGAGGACAACGAUCUGCAAGAAGCGCUAGACGCCUGCGUAAGGGAGGGACAGGCCUCUUUUGGAGACGGACGAGUGCUGAUCGAGAAGUAUCUGAGAAAGCCUCGACAUGUGGAGCUCCAGAUAUUUGGAGACAAGCAUGGUAACGUCAUUCAUCUGUUUGAGAGAGACUGCAGUGUUCAGCGCCGGCAUCAGAAAGUUUUGGAAGAAGCUCCUGCUCCUAACAUAUCGGAGGCAUUACGCAAAAAAAUGGGUGACGCGGCUGUAGCUGCAGCAAAAGCUGUUGGCUAUUUUGGUGCUGGCACGGUGGAGUUUCUUCUGGAUGAAGAUGAGUCGUUCUACUUCAUGGAGAUGAAUACGCGCCUGCAAGUGGAGCAUCCUGUCACGGAAAUGAUCACUAAGCAAGAUCUGGUUGAGCUCCAGCUAAAAGUUGCAGCAGGCCAAGAGCUCCCAAUCCGCCAGGAGGAUCUUAAAAUCCAUGGGCAUGCUCUUGAGGCGCGCAUCUACGCCGAAAACCCAUACAACGACUUUCUUCCUGGAAGUGGCAUGGUGACGCACCUUCGCUUGCCUUGCACGUCUGACGACAUACGUGUAGAUACUGGCAUCGUGGAGGGUGACGAAGUGUCGAUUUAUUAUGACCCUAUGAUUGCCAAGCUGAUAGUUCAUGGUGAUAGCCGCCAAGCUGCACUCGACACGAUGGUCAAAGCACUGCACGAGUACCAGAUCGUGGGACUUCCAACAAAUAUUGAAUUUGUGGCUCGGACUGUAGAUCACUCAGCGUUUCGAAAAGGCGGUGUUGAUACAAGUUUUCUUAACAAGUUUGGCGACGAGGUCCUCGGACCGUUAGGAAGGUACCCCCCUUACGCCAACGCUCUAGGGGCGGUAAGUUUGCUUCUGCUUGAGCAGCGGAAAUGUCAUGUUGCUGGAACCCGUGAAGACGAACUACAUUCUUCAUGGUCGAACGAUUCGCUUGCGUACUUUCGCUCAUUGGAAACGCUGGAACGGAAUUUUCGGCUACGCUACAACGACAACGAAGCUUCGGUGACUGUCAAGUGUCGAUCGAAUAACGCUUUCGAGGUCCUACUGGACGGUGAAAUGGAUCAAAGGGGCCUCUCAGUUAGGGGCACGAUCGACGAGAACGGAGAUUUUGAAAUUCGAGUGGACGAUCGCACGUUCAGGGGCACCGCUGUAGUUCAUCGUCGGGACCUGCACCUCUUUUGCGACGAUAACACGCAGCGCUACGACUACAAAUUCCACGUUCCGUUGUUGUCAUUGGAACCAGCAAACGACAGCUCGGCCGUUGCCGCGCACCGCAAAGUUCUGGCGUCGAUGCCAGGCAAAAUCAUCAAGGUGUUCGUGAAAAAUGGCGACAAGGUAACAGCCGAUCAGCCACUUGUGAUCAUGGAGGCCAUGAAGAUGGAGCACAUGAUCCGUGCGCCAAAAGAAGGCAUGGUGCGGAAACUGUGUUGCGAGAACGAUGAUUUUGUGACAGAUGGUCACGUUCUCAUCGAGCUAGACUAG